This is a messenger RNA of Candidula unifasciata, 1782 nucleotides long. The record is from the annotation of a GenBank genome assembly. Lineage: Eukaryota; Metazoa; Mollusca; Gastropoda; Stylommatophora; Geomitridae.
AUGGCGUCAGCAAAUCCUGUGGAUGAUGAUGAUUCUGUAGAGUUCAAACGUUUUGAGCUGAUUGUCAUUGCUCCCCAUAAGCUGAAGUAUAUCAAUCCUCAUUUCAAGAAGGUGAAUGCCAAGAUGUAUGACUACAAGUGUGAUAUUAAGCUUCGGGUUGGCAAUGCCAAUUUUAAGGCUCAUAGAGAGGUGCUCUCUCAGGCCAGCGAUUACUUUUCUGCCAUGUUCAGUCAUGACAUGCUAGAGAAGGAGCAGGAUGUUAUCGAGCUCCUAGAAAUGUCACCCAAUGGAUUCUCCCUAAUCCUGGACUACUUCUACCAUGGCCAUGUGACUCUUGACCCAGAAUCUAUAGAUGAUGUCUUGGAGGCAGCCAGGUUCUUUCAGGCUGACUGGGUGGUUGAAGUGUGUUGUGAUUACCUCAUUUGUCAACUCAGCAUCGACAACUAUCAGUCAGUUUUACAGCUGGCUGACAAGUAUCUACUGGGCGACCUACGGGGCGACAUAUUUCACUUCCUGGGUCAGAAUCUCAUUCAGCUGUCAGAGGAAGAGGAUUUCUAUGUCAACUUUGACUUGGAACUUUUGACCAAGUUUCUCAAAGAGGAUGUGUAUGUUGAUGCAGAGGAGGAGUUUGUUCUGGAACUUGUUACAAAGUGGGUGGAUGCAAAGAAAGAAGAGCGUAAAGAUUACCUACUGCCAUUGUUGCGUCUGGUUCGAUUCCCACUGAUGGAUAUUGAAUCUUUGGAAACAAUACCCAGUCAACUUCUGAAAUGGCCAGAAAUCCAAGAUGCUGUUGAGGAAGCCAAAUAUUAUAACAACAACAUUCCUGCUCAAAGCUUGUGUAAAGGUGAAAGGUUCCGGUCUCGAGGAGCUAUGCCCAGUGUUGUGAUGUUCACAUUUUCUUCAGAUGUUUGUGCGGUCACAUAUCAGAAUAUUGCUUCUGGAACCCGCGUCUCUGAGGAACUUGCUAGUUCAGGGCUAGAGACAGAGUUUGAUUCUUCCAGCAUUGUCAAAGUCGGCAAUUUUCUGUAUCGGACUGGAGGCUAUGAUGAAAGUGUUUGUAGCAGUGUGCAUGUCUGUCGCUACAACCCGAGGUAUAGAAACUGGAUUCAACUGGCUGACAUGAAUGAGCCACGAGUCUCUCAUGCUAUUUGUGCAUCUGAAGAUAGAAUUUUUGUCAUUGGAGGCAUCGACCACACAGUUGGAGAACUUGGGGAUGAAGACACUAUUCUUUCAUCCGUUGAAGUUUAUGAUGUUCGUGAAAACCACUGGAAAUUGUUAACAAAUUUGCCAACAGGUUCUUACAACCAAGCGGCCGCAUUUGAUGACAACUGUAUUUAUGUUAGUGGAGGGAUAAGUGCUGACCCAUUUGAUAGUGUACCCAUGACCACAGUCUGGCGGUAUAACAUCGACCAGAUGUCCUGGCAGUCUAGAAGAGAUAUGUUAUACAACCGACAGGGACAUUCAAUGACAGAACUGGAUGGUAAAUUGUAUGUCUUUGGUGGCUACACGCUGGUCGAUGGUCCAGGCAUGCAUGUUUUCCGCGACUGCUACAACUGUGAAGUCUACGACAUUGAAUCAAACCAGUGGACAGAAAUCUGUUCCAUUCCAGAAACCUUUAGUCAUGUGAUGAGGACUGUUGGUCUCUGGGAUCGUACAUUCUUCUUGUUUGGCAAUGGGGUCCUUCAUGCCUACCAUGUGGAUGAGGAUAGAAUGGCAUAUGGAGAUUAUGUAGGAAUGGCAGUGCAGAAAAUUGCUGUUUUAGAUGUAGCUUAUCCUCUCUAA